Molecule: messenger RNA, 2339 nt
Organism: Andrographis paniculata
Lineage: Eukaryota; Viridiplantae; Streptophyta; Magnoliopsida; Lamiales; Acanthaceae
Product: probable glutamate carboxypeptidase LAMP1
Exons: 12
Coding region: 136-2265 (709 amino acids)
Molecular function (GO): carboxypeptidase activity
Source: RefSeq, a predicted model, not a curated record
ACCUCUAGUUACAUUAUGUCUUAAAGUAGCACUUUAUCCACAAGAAGAUCCUUUCUUGUUCGUAAACAAAGACCUUCAAAUUAAGGCCGCCGGCGCCGACCACCUCCCGGCGUCGUCUCUCUUAGAAUCCAAUUAAUGAAAUCUCCGACGAUGGUCGCCGGAGCAGUACCAACCCUCGUCGACGUCGCCACUUCCAUCACUCUCUUCUACUACCUAAUCCCUCACCCCUCCUUCUACCACUCCCUCUUCCUCUCCCUCUCCUCCGACAACCAAUCCCACGUCUCCCACCAUCUCCACAUCCUAACGCGCCGCCCUCACCCCGCCGGCUCCGCCGCCAACGCCGCCGCCGCCGCCUACGUUCUAUCCAGCCUCACUUCCUACAACAUCCCAUCUCACAUCAAACACUAUUUCGCCGCCUUGACUUACCCAAUUUCCCGCUCCUUGCUGCUCACCCGCCCGCCGCCGCAACCGCCGCUGGAGUUCCCUCUCCGGCAGGAGAUUUACCCCGGCGACCCCUACGCCGACGUCGCCGAUCAAGUCGAACCCACCUUCCACGCCUACGCCAAGUCCGGCACCGCCGCCGGCGCCGUCGUGUACGCCAAUUACGGGAGAAUAGAGGACUACGAGAAACUGAAACUAAUGGGUGCCGACGCGUCGGGAAAUAUAGUCCUCGCCAGGUACGGGAAGAUCUUCCGAGGAGACAUAGUGAGGAACGCUUACGCCGCCGGCGCAAUUGGGGUUUUGAUCUUCACCGACAGAAAGGACUACGGCGGCGGUGGAGGGGCGGCGAGAUGGUUUCCCGACGACAAAUGGAUGCCUCCCUCCGGCGUACAAGUCGGCACCCUUUACGACGGCGAGGGAGACCCUACAACGCCGGGGUGGCCCAGCACAGAGGGCUGCGAGAGAAUUUCCGAUGUCGAGGUCGAGAAUUCCGGCAACGUUCCGGUGAUUCCGUCGCUGCCGAUUUCGUGGGCCGACGGCGAUGCCAUCAUCAGGUCGAUUGAUGGACAGGUGGCGCCCGAUGAUUGGCAGGGAGGUGAGGGCGCGCCGGUCUACAGAACCGGACCCGGUCCGGGGAUUGUGAAUUUGACUUAUGAGGGGAAACAAGUGAUAAGUAAGAUUGAGAAUGUGAUUGGGAUCAUCGAAGGAUCAGAAGAACCUGACAGGUUUGUUAUCCUGGGAAAUCAUCGCGACGCCUGGACUUUCGGAGCUGCCGAUCCCAACAGCGGCACAGCAUGCCUGCUAGAGGUAGCAGAAAGACUUUGGAAGCUUCAGAAAAAGGGGUGGAAGCCAAGAAGAACUAUAGUAUUGUGUAAUUGGGACGCCGAGGAGUACGGCCUGAUAGGGUCUACGGAAUGGGUUGAAGAGAACAGGCAAAUGUUGGCAGCAAAGGCUGUCGCUUACUUGAAUGUCGAUGUUGCGGUUGCAGGAGCUGGAUUCAAAGCUGCGGCAACUCCGCAGCUUGAUGAAUUGAUCGUACAGGCGACGAAGCAGGUUUUGGAUCCGGACAAUUCGUCGCAAACUAUCUAUGAUUCCUGGAUUAGCUCAGAAAGAAAUCCGGUGAUUGAUCGACUAGGAGACGGUGGUUCAGACUAUGGAGCUUUUGUGCAUCACAUUGGUAUUCCAGCUGCGGAUGUAUCUUUUGGAGGAGGUUACCCUGUUUACCACUCGAUGUACGAUGAUUUUGUCUGGAUGAGCAAAUUUGGCGAUCCGAUGUUCCGAAGACAUGCUGCAGUUGCAAGUGUUUGGGGUUUAGUCGCGCUAAAGCUAGCCGAUGAUGAGAUUUUACCAUUCGACUAUUACUCAUAUGUUCUCGAGCUUAAGAAAAGUGCUGAAGGCUUGAAAAUUGAAGUAUCUAGUCGACACAUUACCCUCGACCCUCUGCUAGAGUCAAUUAACGAACUCGAGAGGGCAGCAAUGAAGAUAAACGACGAGAGGAAGGAACUCCAACGAACAAAGCUAUGGAUUCGAAGCCGGGGUAAUGUCCAGAAAGUAAGAGAGGUAAACGACAGGUUGAUGAUGGCGGAGCGCGCAUUCACUGAUGCAGACGGGCUUCCGGGAAGAUCGUUGUUCAAACAUUUGAUCUAUGCGCCGUCAAAGCAUAACAAUUACGGGUCGAAAGAUCUACCUGCAGUAUACGAUGCGCUUGAAGAGGCGAAGCGCCGGAACACUUCCGAGUCGUGGCGCUCUGUACAGCAUGAAAUCUGGAGAGUGUCCAGAGUUGUGAUGCAAGCUUCUCUGUGCCUCAAUGGUGAACUAACAUGAAAAUGAAUGAUUAGUAAUGUAAAAUGGUAAAAGACAAUUCAAAUCCCGAAUUUACAUACACUGUUGUUACUUCA